Penaeus vannamei (Pacific white shrimp) is the source of this 546-nucleotide messenger RNA. The record is from RefSeq and is a predicted model, not a curated record. Lineage: Eukaryota; Metazoa; Arthropoda; Malacostraca; Decapoda; Penaeidae.
AAUAAAAGGGAGAACAUACAAUUCCCAAAAAGAGGAAAAGGCAGGUCAAAAAGUAGAAGAAAAAGAAGAAGAAAGAGAAUAGAAAGGAGAACGAGAAGAAAAGGGAGAAACAUACCCCUUCUAAAAGUACCCUGAUGCUGAGACCAUGUUCAUGACGGGGCUCGUCUCCAUCACUCAUCUCCUUUCCUCCAGCAUCCCGAGUCUCACCGGAGCAUCCCACAAUGCAGCGGGAGGAGACGAGAGCAAAGCAGGCCUGGGGAUGGACGCCUCCGGGAUGUCCCCGUCGGGGGCCUCCCUGCCCCCCUGCACGCCCUCCGACGAGGAGCGGCCGGGCUCGGCGCUGAGCACGGCGUCCAGGACCUCCCGCAUCCCCGUGCUGUCCCGCUCCGCCUCGCUCAGGAUCAAGGGCUCCUCCGCGCAGGCGGCCGAGGCCAGGCCCAGAGGCGACUCCCGCUCGGGGGCGCCGUCCGCCAGGGGCAUCGUCAGGUCCGCCAGCUUCGUCAGCAGCCGCGGCAUGGGUCGCUGACGUCCCCCUGCCGCUCCUCC